Seminavis robusta is the source of this 2695-nucleotide messenger RNA. The record is from the annotation of a GenBank genome assembly. NCBI's taxonomy places the organism in Eukaryota, Bacillariophyta, Bacillariophyceae, Naviculales, Naviculaceae.
ACGACUGUACACCAACCACAGCUCAACCACCAUGUACACAGGUACUGUACAGAUCUGUGGACUGUUGGAGGUGGGAUUGUGUCUUUUGGUCCACCGCAUGGAGCCAGGAGAAUCUUGCAUCUUUGCUCAAUACUCACUCCUCACUCCAUACGAACUCGCUGUAGGAGUACAUGCAACAUGCAUACAGUAUACAGUACUAGAGUAUGCACCACUCCAAUGACCAUUGGGUGCCCUCUGAAAGGUGGGUGUCCCUGGCUUUUAAGGGGUCUUGAAAGUUGAGAACUGCUGCAACGCUGCAAUUACUGCAACUUUCUGCUCUAACUGAGCAUUCUGGCGACCGUCUGAAUCGAGUCGAGUCAAAUCAAUCAGAUUCUCAGAUUCUGCUGACAGGGUUCUCAGCGGCAGAACGGCAUCAAAAUCUCCUUUGAACCGGCCGCGACUGCCCCAAUCGAAAUCGCUGCGCUGGUCUACCGGAGCUUCUACCAGUACCUAUUAUCGUAGCCAAGCAGUCAGCAAACCGCGUGCUGUGGUAUUAUCUUUGUGUUAUCCACAUACCGGUAGCAUCCUACCCUCCACCAUGGUUGGGCCUGUAACUGUCUUCACCGUUGAGGACUGUCCUUACUGCAAGCAGGUAACAACGACGCUGGAAGAAUGUCGGCUACCCUACACGGAUAUCUCCCUCUCCAAGUUCCCUCAGAAGCGCAAGGACUUGCUUCAGCUCACGGGAAAAGUCUCGGUACCGCAGCUCUUUAUCCACAGUCAAUGGAUUGGAGGAGUCGACGCCUCUUUGGCAUACUUGCGGGACUUUUCCAACCGCAUUGUCCGGCACUCCUCCUUCACAGAGGACUCUAUGGAGUCGCCGCUUGAGACGUUGGAGCGUGCAGUAGGCCGCAAGUCUAAUGGGAGCGCCGCAGUCAACCCCCGAUUCAUGGUCCCCAUCAUGGAGGAGCAUGAAGGUGACGAAACAGACUCGACCUGGUGUGAAGAGGACGAAUGCCAGUGCAACGAUACUCCCGUUGGGGGUCCAUUGUCGGCAUGUGGCAGCAGUGGCAGCAGCUGUAGUACGUUCGGUAGCAGCACGGAUACCACCCGCAUCAUGACACCGGAUGGAUCUCUUCUGACCGUCUUGGAAACUACCGAACUACUCAAGAAAGUAGUACUGGACUACUCACAGAGACGAUGGAACUUUACCACGUACAAGAACUGCUGUACCGCAGAAGAAGUAAUCAACUCGUUUGCACAGCAUUACGACAUUUCCAGACGAGAAGCAGAAUGCUUUGGUAGGCUCCUGCACCGAAACCACAUUAUGCAUCAUGUUUGCAACGACCAUCAAUUCAAAGAUACCUCGGCACAUUUUUGGAGGUUGCAAUGCUUUCACAAUCCAGACAUUCUGAAUUCCUACCGAACGUGGCCGGUCCAAGCGUCGCCGCAUCCGGAAGAAGCACUUCACAGAAUCCUCAACAUCUUUGGAAAGAUUCUUGCCACCAUCAUCACAGAAGAAGGCACUUUUAACUACAGGAUCGCCUUCAUGUGCUCGGACUAUCCCUUGUUUGAAGAUGCCGUCUGUGAGCUACAACGAGUAGAUCUGUCCUUACUGGAAGGACCUGCCAUGAUGGCGUUUGCGCUGAAUGUCUUCAACCUCAUGCUGAAAUACUCGUUCAUGAAAGUCGGUAUCCCCACAUCAGAGAGCUCCCGUUCAAAAAUGUUUGAGCAAGUAAAGUUUCAAGUAGGUGGUUUCACCUUUUCGCUUCAGGAAUGGGUGGAUGGAGUCUUGCGGGGGAAUAGCAAGUCGCCCGUCACAAAGACUCAUGCCUUUGGCAAAAAGGAUCCUCGAUUGGCAGUCACUGGCAAAUUUCCCAGAGAUUGUCGAAUCCAUUUUGGAAUUCACUGUUGGUCACGGUCGCGAAGAAGUUCCCCCGUCAAGACGUUCACUGCUGCUGGCAUUGAGGAGGAAUUGGCCUUUGUCACACAAGCGUUUUGUGAAGAUGAUGACAAUGUGGCCUUCAACAUUUGCGAAAGCAAAAUGCGUCUGGCACAAGUCUUUCGACGAUACAAGUCCGACUUUAUCGGUAAGUCGGGUUCAUCGGUUCCUCAAGUGGUGGUACACUUCCUCUUUGGGCCUCGUCGCGCCAGACUGGAACGGUAUCUGAUGAAUCAUCAGACCAUGAAGAUGUCCAGUGGUGCCGAAGAUUGGACGUUGGGAGUGAGCGACUUUGUCGUGUUUGAUGCGGCCUGCUUGGUGCCCAACGUGAAGAAGUUUCAAAAGUGCGUCCGCAGCACGGCUCACCCUACAUGUAGUAGGCAGCCGGUUGCGUCCACUCGCAGUGACAAGGACCCCUCGUCCGGCAAGGACGCUUCGUCUGUUGAAGGAGGAAGUUCCAUGUGCUCAUCACAAGCCAGUGGGGUGGGUCGAUGGUUACCGAGCAGAUCACGACGACUCGGGGCUGGAGCAGGGUCGCGGUCUCCGCCUGUGGUGCCUUCCCGACAGGACUGUAUUCCGAAGAUGGCUGUGCGGAUCCGGGGGAGUUCCGCUCUGUUGGAGGGGGAUACAGAUAUAGAUGGAUCCGAAGGGACUCUCCUGUUGGAUGACAUUUCGAAUGUGUCUGGCAUAUCCUUUAGUAGUCCGGCAUCACCAUCGGCGUAAUAACUCUACCGGUAUAGCACCAUACUAGCUAACGUUGUCAUUCACAAACCA